AUGUCGCAACCGAGGGUGGAAGCGGCCACGCCUGGGGGCGGUCGCAGCACCCCGUCCUCAGAAAAGGACCUGUCCUUCGCGGUUGACCCUGCAGCACGCGGCCAAGAGGUCUCAGUCAAGCAUCUGACCAAAACAAAGCCAGAUGCUGCAAGGCUCUGGGAGGUCCGAGUUUCCCAGCUUACCCUCCGCUUGGUAGCGCACCCUCGCACGAUCUGCCCGGGAGCCCGACCACAUCUGAACACAUCUGAACUCGGGCAUUGGGGCAAGCUAUGGCAAGAUCCAAUCCAGGCUGCUUCAGCUUGCCCAGGCCAAGGCGAAGGUGCGCCGGGUAACUUGGUAGCUCUGGGGCAGCGGCAACUUUGUCUUGUCUUGUCUGCACAGGUGAAGCACCUCGAGUUGCAGCUCGAGGACUGCGAGCAGCGCUGGCAACGACGCUUCGAGGACGCAAAGCGCCAGGAGGAUGCGGGCCAUGCACGCAUGGAGUUGCAGUGCCGGUACCUGGAAGCCGAGCUCGAUCGAUGCAAGGAAGUGCAUGCCAGCGAGAUGCGGCACUUCCAAGAGCAGAAGCGACUUCUUGUCCAAAGUCAUACGACAGAAGUUGAGGAUGCGCGGCGCGAAGAGCGGCGGAAGGCUCAAGCCGAGAUCGAGAAGGUGAAGUCCGACUGCAGACUCGAGUUGGAGGAGCAGCAGCGAAAGCACGAGCGGUCAGUUUCCAUCGUGAAACAGCAGUCCGACAUCGAGGCAGAGAGCCUCCGCCGGGCUCAUACGGGAGAGCAUCACCUCACCAAGCUUGUGGAGCAGGUGCAGGGCUCCGUGGCCGAAGUGGAGCGACUUAGCAAGCGCGUAGAUACUGACAAAAGCCUGGAGUGGUCGGUUCGCGAGCGGCAGUUAGAAGCAAGAGAGAAGAAUGCUCGUGAGUUGGAGGCGCAGCUCACUCGGCAAAGCAAAGAGGUAGAACAGCAACGGCGACGUUUGCCCUGGCCUGAGGUGCUGCGUGGCGACACAUACUAG
Molecule: messenger RNA, 1011 nt
Organism: Symbiodinium natans
Lineage: Eukaryota; Dinophyceae; Suessiales; Symbiodiniaceae
Source: the annotation of a GenBank genome assembly